Brassica rapa (field mustard) is the source of this 12843-nucleotide messenger RNA. Its product is annotated as LOB domain-containing protein 29. The record is from RefSeq and is a predicted model, not a curated record. Gene Ontology annotation, cellular component: nucleus. Gene Ontology annotation, biological process: hormone-mediated signaling pathway; positive regulation of DNA-templated transcription. NCBI's taxonomy places the organism in Eukaryota, Viridiplantae, Streptophyta, Magnoliopsida, Brassicales, Brassicaceae.
UACCAAACCAUAUCCAAAUCCUACGGUUUUUAUAAAGUUAUAUCCAUUCGGUUUAUAUGGUAUAUACCAAAACCAAACCAUAUUGUCUAUUUCGGUUCGGUUCGGUUCGGUACGGUUCGGUUUUACCAUAUUGAACAGCCCUAGAGCAUAUCCAAAUCACUUCUAUAUUUGCCUCUAUUAUAGCAUUUAGAGGUAAAAUCACUUCAAUCCUACUCUAUUUCUUCCUCUAAAUUAGAGAUUGCUAUUUUCAUCUCUAUAUUUAGAUGAAUAAAUAGUAUUCCCCUAUAAUAGAGACAUUAUUCACAAAAUGAUCAUUUAACUUUUUACUUUAACAAUUAUAACCAAAAUAAAUAUUUUUUAAAGAAAAUGUAUUGUUUAUAUAAAUAUAUAAUCAUACUUUUUUAUUUACAUAAAAGUUUCUAUAAAAAUAUUCAGUGUAAAUAAUAUCAUAAUUUUAUGAAUGUUGAACUAAAUUGGGUUGGUUUUCAAUUUUCAUAAAUAAAAUGUAUUAUUUGUAAAAUUAGAAAAGAAUAUAUCAAAAAUAUUCCUUUUUAGAGGAAGAAAUAGAAGAAUACAUUAGAGACAAAUCUAUCUCUAUUAUAGAGAAAUACAUUGGAGAUGAUCUUCGUAAAUAUGUAUCUUUUAUUUUCGAAGAAAGGACACUAACGUAAAUAAUCUAAUAUGUAUACCACUUUUUUGUGCAACAAUGUAUAAGAUUAUAUAUCGUUAAGUUCAUCGUUUUUUGUUUGUUGGAGCAUGGAAAAGAAGUAUACAAAUGUUUGAUAGUUUUUAGUUUAUAUAACAAAAUGCUAGUUUUAUGUGCGAGUGCGCGCGCGCGCGCAGGUACCUGCACGUAUUAUGAUUGUACAUAUCAAAUGACCGCACUCCAGGCAAAGAUAUAUAGAGAUCAUACUAAGUACCAAAUAUUAAUAUACAGUAUCUAUAACCUAUCUUAUAAAAUUCGAACCAAAUAGAAAAAAAUCUAAUACAAAUCAAUAGGUGUGGAUUUAUGUGUGUAACUCGCUGGCAUGUCGUAAUUUAAAUCUUGAAGUCUUAAUAGUGUAUAAAUCAGUGAAAUUCCAAACACGUGUAAUGGACCCACAUUAGGUCAUAUGUUGUCGGGUUGACUCUCGUCAGGUUCAGAUGGGUCAGCAUCAUUUUCCAACAUAUUUGUUUCUAUACUCAAAACAAAAAUAUAUACACAUUUGUAGUCUAACAUGAAUCUUACCCACAGUUAUAUCAUUAUUAUCAUAUGUAUAUAAAGCUCAGAACGAACGAUUCGCUCUUCAAUUUGUAUGAUUUACAUAACAAGGUUAAGUAAAUUAUAAUUUAUUUAUAUCAUUAGCUGUAUCUUAAUGUGAAAUAUGAACCUCAAAAUAUGCCAUUUUUUUUUUUUGUAACUGAUAUGCCAUUUUAUUUGUCAAAUUGAACAAUGACUAUUCCAUAACCAGUUGUAUUGUUUAGGAAUAUCAUCAAAAAAUGUUAACUAAUGUUCAGAAACUUUUCAAAACACUAGUAGUUUUAAUCGUUCAAUAACUUUGAAUAAUAUUACUAUAAAUAAUUGUUUUUUUUUUUGCUUUUUAUAUAUUGAGGCUUAACUAAGACCGAUAAUGAUUUUACGAACGAAUAAAUAGUUGGAGUAGUGAUGAUGAUUGUAAAGUGAAAAUUAGAUGGACGAUGAGUUGUUAAAGAGAAGCGUAUGACGUGGACAAAUAGUCAAAGUAGGACCCGCAAAAAUAUAUUAACGAUUCAACUUAUAAAAAGAGCAGUGCACCCGUGCGCCGAUAGGUUUGGCCUUUCUCGUGGACACGUACCUUCUUUUUGUUCACUUUCUUGAUGCAACACUAUUUUAUAAACCUUAAGGGUUUGUAGUGGUUACUAUUAUAUGCCUGUCUAGAGACUAAAUAAACUUUUCUAAAGACUGUAUCAACUUAUAAACAUUAUUGAUUACUUUUGGUUUUAUUAUAGUUAAAUGAAAAAGAAAAAUUUAAUUAGAAAAUUAUUAUAUAAUUUUUCUAACACCAAAUACUUAGAUUAAAUUAAAAGUCUAAUGAAUUCAAAAGGUUACAACCGAAAAUAUAAUCGGCGGUAACAUGAUACGUGAAAAUAACAAAAACAUACUAAAGGGAAAAAUGUAGCAAAAGAAGAAAAAAAAGAGUUCCACUGAAAAAUUUCAUUCAAAAAUUUAAAACCAUUAUUCAAAAGAAACAAGAAAAAGUCAAAGUUGAUACUCACGUUAAAGCAUCUGAUCGAAUUAACUUGAAAACAGUUAUUAUAUAGCUAAAAUUAUAGAAUGCAUAGAUUUAUAUUAAAAUAAAACAUUAAAUUUAACUAAUACAUAAUCUGUUUUAUAUUAAGUGUCACUUUUAAAGGAAUCAAAGACACAAAACUUUAUAAAACGGUUCUUUGUUUUAUUUAUUUCUUUCUUAGCUUUCUUUCUUACAGUUAGAUCAUCUUACAUUUGAUCUCUUUAUAUAGGUAAUAGGGAUCCUUGUCUUAACUUAUUACUAGUCUAUCUAGGAUUCUUAACUUUAUCCUAAACAUAUAAGUUAUUCUAAUUAUUUUUAAUGAAUAACUUGUUCUUCAAGUAACCUUGAAGCUUAUCCAACAUUCUUCCUUCUAAGCUUCAAGUCAUUUGCACUGUGGUCUUGUACCUUGAUCAGCUCCCUCAUCUCUUUAAACUUGAUCCUUGCCAGUGCUUUAGUUAGUAUGUCUGCGCGUUUUUCUGUUCAUGGUAUGUGCUCCACGUUGAUCAGCUCCCGUUCGACACACUCUCUAAUAAAGUGGAAGCGCUUGUGAAUGUGUUUGCUGCGUCGGUGGAACACUGAGUUCUUGGCAAGUGCAAUAGCUGAUUUGUUGUCCACUCGGAUCAGAGUUCUAAAAGAUGAGGGAGCUGAUCAAGGUACAAGACCACGGUGCAAAUGACUUGAAGUUUAAAAUAGAGAAUGUUGGAUAAGCUUCUGAUCUGUCAUCGGGUUUCCUUAGCUGACCUGAGUCUUUAUUUGCGUAUGCCAUACACCCGAAGACUCUAAUGUGAGAUAUGCUUGGCUUCUUUCCUUUUAUACUUUCAUAAGGAGUUUGAUUAGACAAAGCCUGAGCCUGAGCUCUGAUACCAAAUAAAGGAAUCAAAGACACAAAACUUUAUAAAACGGUUCUUUGUUUUAUUUAUUUCUUUCUUAGCUUUCUUUCUUACAAUUAGAUCAUCUUACAUUAGAUCUCUUUAUAUAGGUAACAGGGAUCAUUAUCUUAACCUAUUACUAGUCUAUCUAGUAUUCUUAACUUUAUCCUAAACAUAUAAGUUAUUCUACUUAUCUUUAAUGAAUAACUUGUUCUUCAAGUAACCUUGAAGCUUAUCCAACAACUUUAACAUUUUUUUCUUGUUACAUAAAAAAAUGUCAAUUUCAAUGCAAUUUAUACUUAAUUUUAGCUCAAUAUCAAUUGUAAAAUGCACUGAUAAAUAAAUGUAUUUAUUUAAAAUAAUAUUGGUUAAAUAGAUGACAUUAAUGAAAACAUAAAUGCAUUUCAAUCAAUUUCAUAAUAUGUGUGAAAAAUGUAUAAGCGACAUUAUUUAUGAAACGAAGAAAGUAUUAAAUUAUCUAUUUAGGAUAGAACUUAAAGUUAUAAUUUAAAGUGUACUAGGAGUUUUGCCCGCACAUGCGGCAUAAUUAUUUAAUAAAUAUUUAUUAAUAAAUAUACUAUUAGUUUAAAAAUCAAAAAAUUAAAUAAAACAUGAAAUUUAUACUAUUUUAUGAAUCUUUCAAUUUCUUAAUUUCUUAAUUUUUAUUGAUUUAAAAAUAUUAUUUUUGGAUAACAACAUUAAUAUCUUGUGAAUAUGUUUUUAUCUUGAACAAAUUUUUAUUAUAUUAAUUUAUAAACAAUGAUUUAAUCAAAAAAAAACAAAGAUAUAAUUGGUAAUAUAAAGUGAUGUAAUUAAACCAAAUUCUAGGAAUUAGCAUAACCUAUAAAAUCUCAAAAUAAAUCAAAAGCACAAGAAUGUUAAACCAAACUCAGCAUUGCAUAUUAUAUUAGUCAAAGUAAAUAAGAAUAUUGAUAUAUGUAUAAUUAUAUUGUAAAAUACUUCCUAUAAUAACUGAACAAACACUCAAGCAAACCAACUUUGUUGAUAAACAAAACAUUAAUAUGUAAUGUAUAAGAUAAGAACAUUUCCUACUUUUAAAUAGAGAUUACUAUUUUCCUAUAAAAUAAUAUUUCUUAAUUGUAAAUCAUAGUUUGUUAUUUUCAAAUGGUCUUUUAACUUUUAAACUUUAAUAAUUAUAACUAAGACAAAUCAUUUUGGAAAAUACAUUUUUUAUAAAAAAUAAUAGAAUCACAUUUUUAUUUACAUAAUAGUCUUUUAAGGAAAUUUUAAUUUAAAAAAAGUUAUAUUUUUUUGAAAAUCUUGAAAAAUUAAAAGUAAAUAAAGUAAAUUUUAAAUUUUCAUAAAUAUAAGGUACUUGUUGCAAAAUAAUAUUUUGAAAAUAUUCUUUUUUGAAAGUUAUUCUUGCAACAGGAUGAUAACAAUAAAAAUUUAGUAAAAAUAAAAACAAAAAAUAUUAAAUUUUCAACUUAAAUAUCAAAUACAAGUUAUUCUUGCAAUUGAAUGAUAAGAAUAAAAAUGAAAAUAUCACGAAAAUCAUGUUAACAAACAAAUAUAAAUCAAAUUUAUUGUUAUUGUUUAUGUACUUCGUUUUAGUAUUUUAAUGCUAAAAUAAAUUCAAUAAUUUUUAAAAAUAUGCCAUGACAUAUUAUGUUUAGAAACAAAUAUAAAUCAUUUUUUGUUAUUUUGUUUAAAACUAUUUAUAACAUUUUAGUAUAAUGAUAAAUCUAAUUAUGAUAUGUGUAUAUAUAAUACUAAUUAUAAAAAUAAAUAAAUAAGAAAUAAAGAUGUAGAUGAACACAAAAUAAAUACAUGGAAUUAUCUUCUUUUUUCAAAAAAAAAUUCCAUUUAUUUUUGAAAUAUUUUUAUAAUAUUAGUUUGUAAUCAGUUAAAUAAUGAAUUAUAUAAUUUAUUUAUUAGAUAUUAAAAGUUUAAUUAGUCAAAUUAAAUUUGUUUAAUGAUUUUUCAAAUAAUAGUAUAGAUAUCAUUUUUUUUUAAAUGCUAUAUAAUUUAAAUAUGACUGGUCGUGUUUGUAGAAAGGAGAGAUACUUUCGUCAAAAAAUCAAAUAUGAUCGGUCUUCUAAUAUUUCUUUUUGGCAAAGGUCUUCUUAGGGUAUAAUUAACCCUAGUACCCUAAAUGGGGUGCUCAAAUUUUUUUUUUGAUUUUUAUCUGAUUAAAAAAAAAUAAACCAAUCGCGGGCUGCCACGUGUCUGUGGAGUCCGCGAACAGUGGGAACAACCGACGUUUACUGCGGCUGAACAAGCGCUGCUGCUUACUUUUUCCAUUUUUUUUUUCAAAAAAAAAGGUUAAGCACCGGGGUAAUCACCCCGGUUAAUGGUGGUCUUAUAUUUCUGAUAAAUUCAUACGUAACCUGAAACUGCAAGCUCUCUUUCGACCUCUUUAACUCUCUUACAGGAUAUUCACAGUUUCACACUUUCAGUUGCCUGUUCUUUUUCAACAUUCCAAUAUUUCACCAUUAUGAAAUCAAAUCAUUAAAUUUCCUCAAGUUUGGGCACUUUAACCAUAAUAUAUGACUACUGUACGUAUGGAGGAGCCCUGGUUUCUUCCAAAGAUUACAAGUAUGUUUUUUUUUUUUUUGAUUACAAGUAUGUUAUAUUUAUAUAAUUCACCGGCGUUUAGAUAUUCAUUAUAUUACUGCUACUACCUUGUCUGAUCUAUGCAUUAUGCAUGCAUCUAAAUUCGGUGGUUAUUAAUAACUGCUCACAGUCAAAGUCACCGUUCAGUGAGUUCGCUAUUUGUGAAUUAGAUAUACACCGACCGUUCAAGUAGUGUCUUGCAGUUCUUCAAACUCUAAACAAGGUAUUCUUAAAACUUUAAAAUUUGCAUUGGCAGACGCAAAAUGUAAUAUGAAUAACCAAAUUACUUUGGUUUCAUAACAGAUAUUCUAUUUUUUUCCUUAUUAAUCCUCUAUAUUAAUUAUAGGAUGACUUGAAUAUAAUAUGGAUCCGCUUAUAACAGUGAUUAAUCUCCAAGGAUUACUACUCGAUCAAUUUCAACUUGGUAUGAUAUAUUCAAUAUAAGUUUCGUUGUUCAAUUGGUAGUUUUCAAGGGAUCACAACUAAAAUUAGUAAAAACGACGUGUUUACCUAAUUGUAACUAGUAAUAUUAGAUUGUAGAAUUCAUAAAAAUAAAAAUAAAUUUAGAUAUAAAUAUAAUUAUAAAAUGGAGAAAGCAAACAAAUUGUUUUUCCUAUUGUUUGACCAAAAGCGAGAAAGAUGUUGCGCGAGAACAUGAAACGUUGUCUGCUUAAACUUAUAGUGCUGACAAGUUAUCCUUGUGUCUUAAUUAAAUUGGAAGAUGACUUAAUCAGGUUUUUGUUCUGUCUAAUUGUUUCCUUAGUUGUACAUAUAUAAAAUUUAAACAAAGUUAUACGUGCAUAAGGAUCGAAGAAAGAAACAAAACAAAAUGAAGUCCUUUCGGUACACGGAGAGGCCUCACUAGUCACGACCCGUAUAUAUAAAUAUAUAAGCAACCAUAUAUAAACCAAAUAUGAGUUUGAUUGGUAACGACAAUAGCUUUAAAAUUUUUGAUAUGGCGUUAAAUUUUAUUGAUGUAUAAUUUUAUGAAAAAUUCUAAUUUCUAAAAACUUACUAUGGAUAUUUAGUUCUAUAAACCAUUUAUACAACUCUAAGUUGUAGGUUAUUUCAAAAACUAUGAUUUUAACUUUUUUUAUUAAAACUUGAUUACUGUAAAUUUAAAGUCGUAAAACUAAAUGUAAGUUUUAGACAACACCCCACACCAUUACCAAUCACACUCUAUAUUUGUUCUGUUCUUAAUGAAAUUUACCCUACAAUUAGUUUAAUUUUAUCAUGUUAACACAAUUCCCACAGUUGUGAUUUCUCUUUGAGUUUUCUUUAAUAACUUAAUCGUAAAUUAUUCCUUUUUAUCAUAGUUUGAAUUAUUAUUUUAAGGUUGAUUUAAAUUCUCGAUAUUGCUCGACAACCGUGACCCUCUUGUUCAAGUAUAUCGUAUACCCCAUAUGUUGCGUCCAUUGUCUCCAUGGUUGGCACAUUUUCUUUUCAAUUUAAAAAAAAUUCAGAACGUCGUCCUUUUCGUAAAAAUGUUAAGAAAGAAUUAAGUCCUUGCUAAUAUAGAAAAAUAUUUUUCUUUAACACAAGUAUAUGUAUUUUUGGCAGUCUCUUAUAGUAUAAUAUAUUCAUCUUAUACGAAGCUCAAAAUUCUUAACGGAAUGACAACAAAUCCAAUCAGAUUUAUGAGAGCAUGUUUUGUAAAGUUAGAUGAACAGAAUAGUUUAAUUGGAAGAAAAAAUAUGAUAAGAGCAACAAAAAACCAGAAAACACAGUUAAGUAUGCUUAUUUUUUUAUUUUUUUUUUUUUACCAAAAAAAAAAGUAUGCUUAUUUUUUAUACAGUAAGAUAUCCUGGCUCACAUUAUGCAACCAUAUUAAUUAUUAAUAAAUACGAGAGUUUAACGCAUGUGGAUAAACACGAUCUAGCAUAGGUUUUUAAGUUAAUGGAUCCCUAGAAAAUUUAAAGGAUCAUAGCUAGAUCGAUAAACCUGAGGAAUAGCCUAUAUAUUAUUGUAAGAAUGUUGGUGGAUACUGUGGAUUGGCACAGCCGAACAGGUCCACAAUUAGAGUACGUAUCUGUAUAUACACAUACAAUACUAUAUUAUUCAAUAAUGGAUAUUCUUUAUUGCCUAUUGGUAUUAGGAAAAAUAUUUUUCCAACAUUACAGUAGCCUCUUGGAUAAUUGAAGUAUGAGCUGAUAUUGGGAGCUCUAACCACUAUACUACCAAGAGCAUGGAGAAAAUUUUAAAUGCAAUUAUAACGUUAGACACUCAUUAACUUAAACAAUAAAAAUGUUCGUUUUUGUAUUUGAUCAUGCUUAAAGUUUGUGAAAUAAACAAAACUGAAUGUAAGUAUGUAUUAAUUUAAUAUAUUGUUUGUUAUUUUUAAUUUGUUAUAAGCGCAAAUUUUAAAAACACUCUUUUUACUGUAUUUAUGAUACAUUUUAAGAGACCAGCGAGUAUGUACGUAUUACUAUGAUUUAUUUGUACCUAUGUAAUUUAAUAUAUAUAUAUAUAGGGAUUUGAAAUAAUCAUGCUAGAAUAUUGGUUUUACUAUAGAAAUAAUGUCUUGACAGAAUAUUGCAAUUUGCAAACCUAUCAAUCAAAAACCAUCAUAUAUACAAUUCUUUUCCAGAACUGAUUCUGAUUAAAAUUUUCCUUAUCAUAACUUCUAAUAACGUUGAUCAUUUUCCUUGCUAACUAACCCUUUUUUCAGUGCUAAGGUUUACUUAAUCAAAGAAUCUUCACCAGCAACAGAUAGACUAAUAUUUGAAAUAUAUCUUCUCAAAUGUUGGAAGGGUUUGUUGGUUAGAAGGUCUAAUUGUGUAGUUAAUUUGUUUUCUAUUUUUUCCUUUAGGUUUAAUCAAAUUGGUUUAGUAGAGAUGUGCACGUCCAUUCUACUAUGCAAUAUCUUUUUGGUACAUAUCAUUUUUGAUAUAUAAAUCAAGCCUGCUUUUCUUUUAAUUUAAAAAAUAAUGAAUCUCUCAUUUUUAAUGCAUACAAAAAUCCAAAAGGAUUGUCAAUUUAUUUAACAAGAAAAAUAAAAUUGUACUAAUGCAAAAGGAAUGAUUAUAAAUAUGAGAAAGUGUAGGCCAUUAAGCAGACAAAACGUAAUUAACAAAUGGAUUAUUAUAUGUAACCCACCUUCUUCUUCACCUUUGGCAUUGUUUAUAAAAUUUCUCUCCUUAAAGCUAUGUACUCAAGCCUCAAGGUGAAAACAAAAACCUAAUUCAAUAGCAACAAACACACAAUUAAUCCCAAGGUUAAUUUCAACCAUUUUUAUCAAUAAUUCUCAACAACACCAUCAUAUCAUGAGUAGCUCAAGCUCUAGUUCUCUCUCUGGCUCUCCUUGUGGAGCUUGUAAGUUCCUCAGGAGGAAAUGUUCAAAGGGAUGUGUGUUUGCUCCAUACUUUUGUCAUGAACAAGGAGCUUCACACUUUGCGGCCAUUCACAAGGUUUUUGGAGCUAGCAAUGCUUCUAAAUUGCUCUCUCAGCUUCCCACUAGCGACCGCUGCGAAGCAGCCAUUACAAUCUCUUACGAAGCUCAAGCUAGGCUUCAAGAUCCCAUCUACGGCUGUGUCUCUCAUAUCUUUGCUCUCCAGCAGCAGGUUGUGAAUCUACAAGCACAGCUUGAGAUUCUAAAGCAACAAGUCGCACAAAGCAUGAUGUUUGCUGAUUCACCAUCAUCAGAAAACCCUAAUAGCUUUUAUGGAGACACUACUAAGACUACUUCUUAUCAUCAUGACCAUCACCAAGAACAUCAAAAUAUUUAUCAUCAUCAUGAUCAGACCCAUCUAGUCAACCAAAUCGGAAGCUUAGGAACUGGUCAGCACGGAGAUGCGACGGUGAAUAGUUACCCCAGCCAAAACUCCUCGGGCUUGGGAGAAUUCUCUAUCUACCCUGAAUUGGAACAACACUUGAACACUUUCAAUCAAGAUCAUCUCAAAGAGCUUCAGUCAGCAAAUUUUGGUUACAUAUCGUUCUCGUGAUGGUUCUAUCAAGACAAGGGUUGAUUCAUAUCACUAUCUCAUCUAUAUAUAUUGAUUAUAUACAUACCUUAUAUAUGUGUCAAGACUUUUUGAUGGUUUUAGUGUGGAUUGUUGUUGUUGCCUAGCUCCAAGAACCGGCUUUGUAAUCAUAAAUAAAGAAUACUAGAUGCCCUAGAAAUAUAUAAAGAUCAUAUAUUAAUAUCCUCAAGAUGUUUUUAGAGUAUAUAGUCGAUCAUUGUGCUAAUCGUCUCGAUAUCACCCCAAACUUGUCACGAUCUAAACUUAAAAAGACACAAAUCUUUUAGUUAUCUAAUAGACUCUGUUUGUCUUUAUUCUUUAGAUUUUGCUUGUACGUACAAUCUAGUACACUUAAUCAGUGGACCUUGCUGUCUAUCCUUCAUCGGAGAAAGCUGUUUUUGGAUCAUUUUAGAUAAAUAAUCUGGGAUUUUUUAUUUUUCUUACAUUUUGUUGGGCAUAAAGACUAAUCACCACAUGCUCUUAAUUAGGUCAGCCAAUUCCGGUUUUCGAUUUCUUACAAAUGAAAUGUGUUAUAUUUCUUAUUUCUCUUAAAACGAUAUAAUCAUAUAUCUUUAAACUUUUUGUAUAGUUGGAUACCCUACAAAUUGUCGGCAGAUAAUCUUGUUAUAUACACUUAUAUAUUAUUCUCGGUAUGAUUGAUAUCUUAAAGCUUAUGAAAGAUUACAGAAAGUUCUUAUCAGACUAAUUUGUAUGUUUUGUUGUUGUUGUUGUUGUUUUGCAAUACAUACUUCCCUUGAUGUUUUAAAAAUGAUAUUUAUCUCAUCAUUAUCAUCAAGUUUGUAGACAUAGCACAUCAACGGAUUUAGUUUUUUUUCAUAACCAUUAUUGCGAUUUUCAUUUAUCAUUUGAUUGAUAUAUAAUUAACACUUGUCAUAUAAUAUAGUUUUUUUUUUCAGAAUAGGGUUCUAUACAAAUAUUUUGGCCCUUACGAUAAUUAUUUGCUAACGUUAAAUGUUUGUUUGGUUGUCGGAAAGUCUAUUUCAAAAUUUUAUUUUGUCUAUCCCAUGUGUAUUUUACUCAAAAUGCAAUCGUAUAAUUAUAUCGACAAAUAGAUCUCAAUCAUAAUAAGGAUGUAAUAAAAAUUUAUAAAAAAAUGGACAAUACCUAUGCAUUUGUUUUUUUCUGCGCCAAUAUUUAGUUCUAUUUAUUUUACCAAAAAAAAUAUUUAGUUAUAUUAAUUAAACGAUAAAACUCCACUGAAUAUAUGAAACCACCCGUCUUCUUUGUAGUUGUAGUAGUAAUUAGCUUUAUGAAAUAGUAAGGCCUCAGCAAAAGAACCAGAACUAAAGAACCGAAUUGGAAUCGGAUCGAAAUACCCGAAAUCAGAAUCGGACCAGAAUCUUCAAAUAUCCCAACAGUUUCUAUAUUUUUAUAUCUGAAAUAAUCGAACCGAACCGGAACCAAACUGAGAACCGAACGGAUAUCCGAAUAUAUAAAAAUAUUAAUUAUAUAUACAUAUAAUAUAACUAAAUUUAUACUUUUUAAUUUAAAGAUCUAUUAAAAGUAUCUGAAAAUAGUUGAGGAUAACUAAAUUAUUAUAAAGUAUCCGAACUACCUGAAAGUACCUGAAACUAUCCGGAUAGUUUUAUCCGAAAUAUCCAAAGUAAUCCAAAAUAUCCAAAAUUCUUACAUAAAUCAUCCUAAUUAUUUGUUAUUUUACCCUAAAUAACCGAUAUUUUAUUUGAAUUACUCGAACUACCCGAAUUAUCCGAACCUGAACCAGAACCAAAUGAGAACCGAAUAUUUUUUGGGCAUUUCCCGGUUCCUAGUUUUACUUUUACUAUCCGAACCGAAAAUAAGUCAAGUAGUAAAUGGAUACUUUAGCGCCCUACCCGAACAACCCGAAACCCAAAAUACCUGAACCGAACCGAACCGAUACCCGAAUCCCCGUGAUGUGAAUUUAGGGUUCAUCAACAUAAUCACAAUAACAUAUUAUGCUAUCGUUAUAUCAUCUAUAUUAUUAAAAAUGAAGUACAUUUUGUUAUUGUUUGUAAACAUGGACAAUAACUGUUUGAAAACAUGGAUAUCAGUAUAAAAAUGAAGUACAUUGUCUUUUUAGUAAUUUCAUGAAUAUAAUUACAUUAAUUUUUUUUUCAUAUUUCACUUAGUUUAACAAUUUAAUUAAUUAUAUUAUCUCAAUAAUGCAUAACAUCAUUACUUAUAUUACCUUAAUAAUAAUAGUACAGAUUUUUAUUUAUUAGUUAAUCAAUAUUAACUUUGUGUUAAUUAUAAAAUAAAAAUGUAAAAUAAUUAGGUUUUGCAUAUGGUUAAAUGUUCUGUUUAGUUUGUUUUACUAAAUUUUUUUUAUAUUUUAGUUUCAAUCGGUAGAAAAUUACUUAACAAAAACAUAAUUCAAAAACAUGUUUUAGUGAAUACAAUAUAAAUUAAAUCAAAAUAAUAAAAUUGUAUUACAAUUACGAUCAUUUAAUUUUCCACUCCAUAUAAUUAUUUUACUAAAUAAAAUACUCUUUCUAUUUCACUUACUUUAGCCAAACACAUAGAAAUUCUUUUUUUUUUUUAGUUUCUAAAAUUAGUUAGGCAUGAACAUUGGCUAUCCAUUUAGGUACAUAUUAUUCUUUUUGGAUAUCAUUAUUUUUUUUGUUUUGAAAUUUGGCCUGACAUGAAUAUAUAAAUUUUUGUGUGAGUUUUGAGUUAAGUUUUUCUGCGUUCGGUUCUGAUGUAUAGAAAUCUCAAAAUAUAUAAAUAACAAAUGUAUUUUGAAUAUUUCUACCAAAAAUAAUCAUAUUACCGGAUUCGGUAAUACAAUUAGUUAUAUUACGACUUAUCUAAAAUAUAUAAAAUUAAUUAUGAAAAACAAAUACUAAUAUAUAAAUAUAUGAAAACAAAUAUCAGCGUGGGUGCGCGGAUCAAUCUCUAGUAAUAUAUUAUGCUAUGAUCAUAGAUAUCCACUUAGCGACUAGUUGGUAACAAAACCUGAAUCUAAACACCGAUUUAUAUUUGGUCACAAAUUUUUGUUUAUCAAAUAUUUCAGAAUGUUAUUUAGCAGUGAUGUUUUAGCAGUUAGAUCGGAAGUCGAUGAUAGAAAAAUACAAAAAAAUAUCUAGCAAAAAAGUCAUCUCAUAUCUAUACUAUUAUUUGCGAAGUAAAUUUUUGGAAUCGAGUUCUCACGUUAAAAGUUAGAGUGGUUAAUAACGUUUAUACCCUUAA